Messenger RNA from Ostrinia nubilalis (European corn borer), 405 nucleotides. RefSeq lists its product as uncharacterized. The transcript is spliced from 2 exons. NCBI's taxonomy places the organism in Eukaryota, Metazoa, Arthropoda, Insecta, Lepidoptera, Crambidae. The coding region runs from base 1 to 405 and encodes 134 amino acids. The record is from RefSeq and is a predicted model, not a curated record.
AUGUCCAGCAAGUUGAACUUUGGCGAGUACAUCGAAUCCAUAGCGAAAACUGCUGCCAAAAAACUUGGUAUCCUCUCGAGGGCAAGGCAGUACUUCUCCAAUAAGCAAAGGCUGCAGUUAUAUAAAGCACAGAUCCGACCUUGCAUGGAAUACUGCUGCCACCUCUGGGACGGCUCUGCCAAGAAAUAUUUGGCUGCUUUGGAUUCGGUGGAAAGGCGUGCCAGGAGACUAAUCGACAGCCCGACCCUUGUUGAAGCGUCGCUCCAGGAACUUGACCACCGCCGUAAAGUUGCUUCUCUAACGGUUUUCUACAGGCUACACUUCGGAGAAUCUCCACCAAUAGAAAUCCCGAGCAUUCUGAGACGCGUAAACCGCCUUGUAGGCCAUAAACACUUCUACGCCUAA